AUGGUCCAAAUCCUAACAAUUGUUUAUCCUGUUAUCCUGGGUUUUAUUAUAAUUAAUCCACAUAAUAAUGUAUUUGCGAUCCAACAUGUAAAACUUGCGAUGGUCCAAAUCCAAACAAUUGCUUAUCUUGCAGUCCUGGACUGUAUUAUAAUUAAGCCACAAAAUCAUGUAUUUGUGAUGCAACUUGUAAAACGUGUGAUGGUCCAGAUUCAAAUAACUGCUUAUCUUGCAAUCCUGGACUGUAUUAUAAUUAAGUCACAAAGUAAUGUAUUUGUGAUGCAAAUUGUAAAACGUGUGAUGGUCCAAACUCAAAUAACUGUUUAUCUUGCAAUCCUGGGCUGUAUUAUAAUUAAGCCACAAAGUCAUGUAUUUGUGAUUCAACUUGUAAAACUUGCGAUGGACCAAAUUCUAACAAUUGUUUAUCUUGCAGUCCUGGGCUGUAUUAUAAUUAAGCCAAGAAAUCAUGUAUCUGCGAUGUAACUUGUAAAACUUGUGAUGGUCCCAGUUAAACUAAUUGUUUAUCUUGUAACUCUUAAUUAUACUAUUAGUAAGCUGCAAAACAGUGUGUAAAAUCUUGUAAUCAAAAUGAAUUUCCAAAUUACUUAUUAUAGCUAUGCUAGUUAUGUGAUUAAAGUUGUGCAAGCUGUGAUGGAAAGGACUCAAAUAAUUGUUUAAGUUGUUACCCUAACAGCUUUCUGUACAAUAAAAAUUGUGUUAGCCUUUGUCCAAAUGGGUUUUAAAGCAAUUUUACUGCUCUCACAUACCUGCUAUAAUGAAACAAGAUAAAUAGAUGUUAAAAGUAAAGAAUGCCUUUGCAAAAACUAAAAUGAUACAAGGAAUAUAUUUUAUUAAUGCAGCUAUGAAAAUAUUGCUGUCAUUGAUGCAAAGUUAAGUGCUACAUCUCCAUAGCUCAGUAUUGAUUUCGGAUCUCCAUUGAUGAAUAUGAUAUCAAAUACACCUUAGUCUUUGUGUUCAUAGAUAUUUGAUUAAGUAACAUUAGGCCUUCUUGGGUUAGAUUCUUAAUGCGAAAUCAGAGGGAAUAAAAUUUUGGCUAAUUUAAGCGACUCAUCGACAAUCAUGGAAAAUAACUCAAUUAAUUUUUUGCCAAAUAAGCUGCAGUUUAUAGAUUAUAAGGACACGUUUAUUAACACAUUUUAUAGAAACAUUACUUUCUAAGAGUCCCCUGGAAUCCCUUAACUUUAAUUUAGCUAUAAUCACAUAGAAAAUAGCUGUAACUCUAUAAAUAUAACUCUUUACAACAUUUAAAACGAUGCCGGAAGAAAAUUUAUGAGUCUAAAUUGGACUUUAAAUCAAAUUUUAGGCUCGAUAAGCAACGAGUAGUAAGAAAGUAUAAAGGAGAUAUUAUUAAAAGCAAGCCAAAACAAAAACACAAGUUUAAUAAUAGAUCCUAAAUUCAUACCCCCAAAUAUUAAUAUAACAAUAUAAUUUAGUUAUUUACUUAAGGUUAACUAAUCUGGUUCUUAAGUGUUCACAAUUAUUUACCAAAUAUAAAAAUUUAUAAGAAUCAACUAUUAGCAAUCUUUGUACCCACCAAUUUAUAGAUUUAUGAGCUUGAGUUUCUGCUUUUAAUUUUACAUAGAGAAAUGCGAGUUAGGCCAAAUAACUUUUUUUAAUGAGCCUGUUGAUUUACAACUUGUUUCUAACCAGCUUUAAAAGUAAAGCUUAAUUAAAUACAACUAAUCAAGCUUUCAAUAUGAUAUUCUCCCUUACUCAUUAGCAUCUAACUAAACCUUUAAUAUGAGUCUGAUUUUGAAUUUGAGUUCAGAUAGUAAUAUUACUGCGAUCCAAAAUAUAUCAGUUAAUAUUUAAAUUACAGAUUUGUAUUUGCAAAUUAUUGGAGGCUCUAAUCUUGUUUUAGGCUAUUAAAAUAAAAUGGUCUUAAAUACAGAUUCAAGGGAUUAUGAGAUUCAAGUUCCAAAUUCUGCUUCAAAUAUCAACUUUAGUUGGAAGUGUAAUAGCCUAUCCUCUAAUGACCAUAUCUGCUAUGAUUACUAGAAUAAGUAGAUUUAAUUGCAACAAGGAUUCAGUAGUAUUACUUUUCCUGCUAAAACCUUUUAGCCAUACACUAUAAUUUAGUUUACAGUUGUUGGAUAAAAAGAUUCUAGGCUAUCAAAUUUCACCACUACCUGUAUAUUCACAGAAUUAGAUAUUCCUGCACUUAAUAUUUUAUUUACUGCAGCAAGCACUAACCGAAAAAUUAAUUUGAAUGAUGAUCUUAAUUUUUAAAUAAUUUAUGAUGAGAAUGCUUCAUCAGAUUACUUGUCUUAUGCAGGAGCUAUAUUAUAUGAUAAUAAUCCAGUCGCAGCAAUCAAAUUUGAUUAUUUCCGAGUUAGAUUCAGAAUUUGGAACUAUUUUUAAAAUAUAGAUCCCUCAAAACCAACACUUUAAAUAAGAUUUUCUGUCUACAAUCCAUUAUUUGUUAUGCCGAGCUUGUCUACAGUUAGCAUUUAAAUUAAUAUUCCCCCUCAGAAUUGCUUUUUAAAUAUAAAUCCCUUAUAAGGUAUGGCACUCGAAACUAUCUUUUAGAUAUAAUUAUUGAAUUGUACAGAUGAAGAUCUUCCUCUAACUUAUUAGUUCUUCUAUUACAAUAGUGCUGAUGAUGCCCUUCAAGAAUUAAUUUCUCCUUGGAAUAUAUUAAGAAGAUAAAUAUAAGAUUAGACUAUAAACAACUCAAUUUAAACAGUACUACCUAAUGGAAAUCUAGUUGUUAUGGUAUAGGUCAUGGAUUCUUACCUAGGAGUUUAUAAUACCUCUUCUAUAAUAUAGGUUCAAGCUUAGAAUAAAUCAGCCGAUGAAUAUUAUAAACUGGUAAAUCAACUCACUACAUAAGCUUUAUAGAGCUCAAAUAUAUAAAUCACUAACUAACUAGUGAUUUUAAGCAUUAUAGCAGAAGACAUUAGUAAAAACAAUUAACUUUCAUAGCAAAUGAAUGAUAUAGAAACUCUACUGAUUUAAAAUAUAUAGCAACUCUCUUUCUAAAUACCAAAAUUCUCCCUUUUGUCUACAUUUGCGAAUAAAGUAACUGCUUAGCUAUCAUAACUACUCUUUAGCUCAUCUUAAUAAAACAAUGUUACCACAUAGAAAAAUAAAAUAUUUGGUUAACUGUAAACAAUACUCCAAAAUACUAAUUCAAGCAUAAAAAGUAGUAAUCUUAGUCAUUUACAACAAAAUAAUGAUAUUUAAAUUUAAAAUAUGGUGGAUUCUUUUAAAAUUUUAAAUUCAAGCGUUAGUUUGUAAAAUAAUAACUCAUACGAAGAUUUCUAGUCAUACAAUAAAAUAUCGAGUUAGAUUGGAAAUCUACUGAAUAAUAUUAGCUUACCAAACUAAGGAUAAAUUAUUUUAAAUGGUGACUUGUCCACUCUUUUGGCAGAUAAAGUAACAUAGAAAAACCUAUUCAAAUACGUUCUAAGUAUAGAUGACGACAAUUCUGAAAAUUAAACUAGCAUUUUUAGUAUUUCAAGAAAUAAUUAUAAGUAAAACAUAUACGAAAAUACUUCAGAUUUUUAGGCGUACACAUAACAAUUCAAAAAUAUUAGUUAAAACUUUACUUACUCUAAGAAUGAAGUAAUAUUACCAUAGAUUUAUAAUUCUUCUUCUUAAGUAGCAUUAAAUCAGUCUACUAUCAUUUACUAGUUUAAUAAUACAAAUUCUAGUAGGUUAUAUAAUAUGACAUGCCUCUAAUAAAAUAAUCUUUCAUGGAGCAAAUAAAAUUGUAAUAUCGCUAAAAUUACUUAAAAUCGUUACGUGUGCUGCUGUGCAUCCUAAAAACCAACAACAAUCAUUGAAGAUAUUGAUGACAUGUUGUUAAAAAAUAAAAAUCUGCAGACAGCAUUUGGAGAAUAAGGGCUAUUAAAUAUAGCAAGCUUUGAGAACUUUUAUAUGUAUAUAGUAUUUUGGCUAUUGCUAGGUUUCACAUUGUUUCAAAUUUUUUUAUUUUUAAUUGGAAAAUUCUUAGAAAUAAAUAAAUAAUAAAUAGAAAUUUAUGGAUAGCAAAUUGAAACCCCUAAUUUUCCUUAAUAUGAUAUAAGAUAAUAUUUAAGAUUAAAAUCUUUGAUUUUUUUGUUAAAAUGA
Molecule: messenger RNA, 4092 nt
Organism: Tetrahymena thermophila SB210
Lineage: Eukaryota; Ciliophora; Oligohymenophorea; Hymenostomatida; Tetrahymenidae
Product: REJ domain protein
Exons: 5
Source: RefSeq, a predicted model, not a curated record